Messenger RNA from Caretta caretta (loggerhead turtle), 1617 nucleotides. It is a transcript of the gene ZNF475, whose product is annotated as zinc finger protein 475. The record is from RefSeq and is a predicted model, not a curated record. Lineage: Eukaryota; Metazoa; Chordata; Testudines; Cheloniidae.
AUUACCAUAGCAACAGAAAAUGCUAACCUUCCAAGUCCUGAAAGAGAGACGGGACUGUGCUGCUUCCAGUUCCUUGCCCACUCCUGGAUGCUCACAGCAGGGAUCAGUAUGUAGGGAAUUAGGUGCUGAAAUCACAAGAAUCACCUUCAUCUGCCUGAAUGCUGUCUGGAUUUUCAAAUUUGUUACAUCUGUGGCCAUGAAUUUGUCUUCCAGUCAACACUAAAUAAGAAAUGCUUGGAAGGAUGAUGUCAUGGAGAUAAAAAGAUAAAACAAAACAAAAAGGCAAAACAAAAAAACUGCAACAAAAAACUCCCACAAACCCUUGCCACUGAAACAUCACAAUCAGAUUGCUGGAAAUAUGCCUCAACUCCAUGCAGCUCCCCUAUACUCUGAUAACUUCUGCCCUGCGAAGCAAAGUCAACAAAAAUGAGCAUCACAUUGAAAAAAGGCCAUCUCAAGUAAAGUAGAGAGAACAUUCCUGGAACAUUGUAUUCUUCAUGGAAACAACUGUAAAGAAAAAGAGUUUGAGCAAGCAUAAUAAAACUCCGCCAAGUGCUGGAAGGGCCCCUGCUAAUAUCUCUACCAUCCUGCCUUCAAAACAGAUUGCGACACCCAGUGUGUCAGAUCUUCCCAGAGUUUUGCCAGAAAUAGUGAGUUUAGAUUCCAUAGUAAAAGCAAGCCCUGGGAAAAGGAGACCAGGCACCGUAAUAAUAUCAAAACGGUCGAACACUACAAACAUGUCUCAGAGUCAGUUGAAUCGCCCAGUCAUUCCAUCAAAGAGACCUGGCUUUAGGGUGUGCUAUAUCUGUGGCAGAGAAUUUGGGUCACAAUCUCUUGCCAUACAUGAACCCAAAUGCUUGGAGAAGUGGCGUAUUGAAAAUGACAAAUUACCAAAGCAUCUCAGAAGAGCAGAGCCUGCUAAACCUCAGUCCCUCACUGGUGGCGCCUAUAAUAUUAAGGCUGCAAAUGAGGCAGCUUAUCAGAGUGCUCAACCUCAGCUCUUACCCUGUGAAAACUGUGGUCGCACUUUUCUUCCUGAUCGUCUCCCUGUGCACCAAAGGAGUUGCAGACCAAAGGAUGGUGGCCUGGGCCCUUCAAGCUCUAACCCCCCUAAAUCUGUUAAAGGCCCUAGCUCUGGCCUUGUAUCUGCAGCACGUACUGAUCAAUCUAGUAAAGUUCAACAAAAAAGUGGGGCCAUACCAGACAAGCCACCAGCCAUCAGACGGCCUCCCACUGUUGUUUGUUAUAUAUGUGGCCGUGAGUUUGGAACUAAAUCUAUUGGCAUCCAUGAACCACAAUGUCUGAAAAAAUGGCAUAACGAGAAUGACAUGCUACCCAAACAUUUACGAAGACCUGAACCUAAAAAGCCAGAAGUCAGAUCCUUAGGAGCCAAAGGUUUCUAUGAUCUUGAUGCUCUAAAUGAGGCUGCCUGGAACAGUGCCCAGAGCCAGUUAGUUCCAUGUGAUAUUUGUGGGCGUACUUUCCUGCCAGACAGACUGAUUGUCCACCAGCGAUCCUGUAAACCGAAACCAGCAAAGUAAAGUACCCCCCUCCCCCCUCAAACACACACCUUCCAGCCAAAGCAUUAAAGGAAUAAAAUCCUGCUUGGAAAUAAAA